CAAGAUGUGGCGCUGCAGGCAAGCGCGCCCCGCCAACAUCCACCGGCUCCGCUCUCCAGACCACGCUUGCACCUGUAGUCUACCACUCUCCACCAUCACGACAACCUCCUUCACUUGGCAAGGCUCUGGCAGGUUUCGGAGACAUUUUCGGCUCAAUGUGAUCAUGUCCGACUACCACAAAUUGCUUCCCAAGCCGGCGCAGGAUGCGGAUGACGACGACGGCGCAAACGAGUUUCCCGAAGUCAAGGCGCGACCACGAUCUACAUGGAAUCAGUUCUGGAAUGGUCGACUGCCGGCCGUGCGAUUCGCGGUAGAGAUCUACAUCGCCUUGCUGGUCACCGCCAUCUGCUACAUGCAGGUUCUCAAUCUCAGACAACCCCUCUCCAGCGACGCCGAUGCACUAAAAGCGCAGAUUGAGUCACGAGGCAGCUACGAGUGGAGGUAUUCGGCCAACGCAAGCUAUGAGAGCCUAGAUCCUCAAUUCGACUUUCUCUGGAAAUGGCCGGGUAAGACCGGCCUGGCAAUGCUUGCACCAGAGCCUCCUCACGAUAAAGUACCGGUAGGCGUCAGCAUGUUCCAUCAGCUGCACUGCCUUGGCAUGAUCAGAAUGGGCCUCCAGAGCGCCAAAGCAGGGAAAGAACUCGUCUGGGACGAACACAUGCCCCAUUGCCUGGACUACAUUCGGAAGUCAAUCCUUUGCUUUGCCGAUGACACAAUCGAGCUGCCAGGACUUGUCAACGGGGAACGAAACGAUUUUAUCGACGGUGACGGAGCCACGCAUAUGUGUAGAUCCUCCAAGACUCUGUUCGAUUUGCGAGGAUGGCCGAUGCGGCAUGUCGAGGAAGCAGGUGUCGGGCCAGGCGCUUGAUCACUCACGACGAGAAAUGUUGAAAUGAUCUUUUUGAUGUCUUUACGAGUUGAUGGUGCACUUGACCUUCCUAAUGUUUAGCUCUUGCAAGUUGGGCGUGGCCUGGAUCAGCUUUGUCUUACAAUACUGGGCGAUUUAGCGUGCGAAAUUGUUCACAGUACGACCUUUUCUUCCUCAAUCGACUAACAUCCUUGCCAAAUCGCGCGCAUGUAUCGGAAUCUACU
Messenger RNA from Neohortaea acidophila, 1092 nucleotides. RefSeq lists its product as uncharacterized. Bases 5 to 868 code for a protein of 287 amino acids. The record is from RefSeq and is a predicted model, not a curated record. Gene Ontology annotation, biological process: mycotoxin biosynthetic process. The transcript is spliced from 3 exons. Lineage: Eukaryota; Fungi; Ascomycota; Dothideomycetes; Mycosphaerellales; Teratosphaeriaceae.